GAUAUUAAUUCCCAGAUACUGACAACUGAGGGCUGGUUUUAUAUGACCUGGUUUGAUGAGCAUCUGACGUGGAAAAGGGAAGAUUAUGGUGGAAUCGGUACCAUUCGUGUCAAACAGGAUGAAGUCUAUAUACCCGACAUAUUUUUAUUAAACUCGGCGGACGUCAUGUCAAUCAAAUAUAAUGUGAUUCAAACUAAUCUACUGUUAUUUAAUAACGGACGGUUGGUUUGGGUUCCGCACAUACUAUUCAAGUCUAAAUGUGAACUGGACUUAACCGACUGGCCAUACGAUCAGCAUAAUUGUGGCAUACAGUUGGUCACGUGGUAUAACGACGGUCUGGUUAUCAAUAUAUCUGCGGACUCCAAACUGAUUCUCAAUCACUACUGGAAGAGUGAGGAAUGGGAUGUCUUAGAGACCGAAUCGGAACGAUUGUCAUACGAUAUAUCAGUUACAAACAUACAUUACCCGGACAUCACAUUCACAAUGAGAUUGAGGCGAAAGACAUCUCUCUAUCACUACACGGUCUUCAUUCCCGUCACGACUGCUGUUAUUCUCAAUCUUUUGAUGUUUUGGUUUUCAAUCCGAUCUAACAAUCUGAACAUUCAAUUGCCUGACGCUAUGAGACGAGUGACGGCUACCACUCAAUGGCUUGUCGUCUAUUCAGGCAAUGAAAACAGCGAUACAAUUGGCUUAACAAAUGAGGAUAACGCAUUCAUUCCCGGUUUAUAA
This is a messenger RNA of Medioppia subpectinata, 729 nucleotides long. The record is from the annotation of a GenBank genome assembly. NCBI's taxonomy places the organism in Eukaryota, Metazoa, Arthropoda, Arachnida, Sarcoptiformes, Oppiidae.